Molecule: messenger RNA, 3591 nt
Organism: Ophidiomyces ophidiicola
Lineage: Eukaryota; Fungi; Ascomycota; Eurotiomycetes; Onygenales; Onygenaceae
Gene: PYC1
Product: pyruvate carboxylase
Exons: 3
Coding region: 1-3591 (1196 amino acids)
Biological process (GO): gluconeogenesis; pyruvate metabolic process
Cellular component (GO): cytoplasm
Molecular function (GO): ATP binding; pyruvate carboxylase activity; metal ion binding
Source: RefSeq, a predicted model, not a curated record
AUGGCUGCCACAACUCCUACCGUUACUAUCUCGCACGAGGAUGCCAUUGACGAUGCCAUUGAGGACCAUCACCCCUCCAAUUUCGAACAUUCCGUUCAUCGCCGGUUACGAGCCAAUUCCACCAUCAUGCAAUUCCACAAGAUUCUCGUAGCGAACCGUGGUGAAAUUCCUAUCCGCAUUUUCCGUACCGCUCACGAGCUGUCUCUUCAGACGGUUGCCGUCUACUCCCAUGAAGAUCGUCUGAGCAUGCAUCGCCAAAAGGCCGAUGAGGCUUACAUGAUUGGUGCCAGAGGCCAGUACACCCCAGUCGGUGCGUAUCUCGCCGGCGAUGAGAUUAUCAAGAUCGCCGUGCAGCACGGUGUCCAUCUCAUCCAUCCCGGGUAUGGCUUCCUCUCUGAAAACGCUACAUUUGCUCGAAACGUCGAGAAGGCCGGAUUGGUCUUUGUCGGCCCAACCCCUGACACAAUUGAUGCCCUUGGUGACAAAGUUUCCGCUCGUCGCUUGGCAAUGAAAUGCGAUGUUCCCGUUGUGCCAGGGACAGAGGGCCCCGUCUCACGCUACGAAGAAGUCAAGGCUUUCACCAGCCAGUAUGGCUUCCCUAUCAUUAUUAAGGCCGCUUUUGGUGGCGGCGGCCGGGGAAUGCGUGUCGUUCGAGACGAGGCGUCUUUGCAGGACGCCUUUGAAAGAGCAACGUCUGAGGCAAAAUCGGCCUUUGGCAACGGCACUGUCUUCGUCGAGCGAUUCCUAGACAAGCCAAAACAUAUCGAGGUGCAAUUGCUCGGUGAUAACCAUGGAAAUGUUGUGCACCUGUAUGAACGUGAUUGCAGUGUCCAGCGCCGCCAUCAAAAAGUUGUUGAACUUGCCCCCGCCAAAGAUCUACCAGUCGAAGUUCGUGAUAGCAUUCUCGGUGAUGCCGUCAAGCUAGCCAAGUCUGUCAAUUAUCGUAAUGCUGGUACUGCUGAGUUCCUUGUUGAUCAGUUGAACCGAUAUUACUUCAUCGAAAUCAACCCACGCAUUCAGGUUGAGCAUACCAUCACAGAAGAAAUUACUGGCAUUGACAUUGUUGCUGCGCAGAUUCAAAUUGCUGCCGGUGCUACACUUGAGCAGCUUGGACUUACCCAAAACCGCAUUUCCACCAGGGGGUUUGCCAUUCAGUGCCGUAUCACUACUGAAGAUCCCACAAAAGGCUUUCAACCAGAUACUGGUAAAAUUGAAGUUUAUCGCUCUGCAGGUGGUAAUGGUGUCCGUCUGGAUGGAGGAAACGGGUUUGCUGGCUCUAUUAUCACACCUCAUUACGACUCUAUGCUGGUGAAAUGUACUUGUCUUGGGUCCACUUAUGAAAUUGCUCGACGGAAGAUGCUCCGUGCGCUGGUUGAGUUUCGAAUUCGUGGUGUCAAGACAAAUAUUCCUUUUUUGGCAUCCCUCCUGACCCAUCCAACCUUUAUUCAAGGCACCUGCUGGACAACAUUCAUUGAUGACACACCCGAGCUCUUUUCGCUCAUCGGAAGUCAGAAUCGUGCCCAGAAGCUGCUUGCUUAUCUGGGAGAUGUUGCUGUCAACGGCAGUCGAAUCAAAGGCCAAGUCGGUGAACCCAAGUUUAAAGGCGCAAUUACCUUGCCAACGAUCCUUGAUGAUAGUGGUAAACCGAUUGACACUUCUGUUCCCUGUACGAAGGGCUGGAAAAACAUUCUUGAUGAGCAAGGCCCGGCUGCAUUUGCAAAGGCCAUCCGUGCCAAUCGGGGCUGCUUGAUUAUGGAUACAACCUGGCGAGAUGCACAUCAGUCUCUCCUUGCUACCCGUGUCAGAACCGUCGACUUGGUGAACAUUGCUAAGGAAACAAGCCAUGCAUACAGCAAUGCAUACAGCUUGGAGUGCUGGGGUGGCGCUACUUUCGAUGUUGCCAUGCGAUUCCUGUAUGAAGACCCGUGGGAUCGUCUUAGAAAGCUUCGAAAGGCGGUACCAAAUAUCCCUUUCCAAAUGUUGCUAAGGGGAGCAAAUGGUGUGGCAUACUCGUCGCUCCCGGAUAAUGCUAUCUACCACUUCUGCAAACAAGCCAAAAAAUACGGUGUCGACAUUUUCCGUGUUUUUGAUGCACUUAACGACAUUAACCAGCUUGAGGUUGGUAUGAAGGCCGUUCAGGCUGCGGGCGGUGUCGUUGAAGGUACUCUUUGCUAUAGUGGCGACAUGUUGAACCCCGAUAAGAAGUACAAUCUCAACUACUACCUUGAUCUCGUCGACAAGAUCGUUGCGCUCGGCACGCAUGUCCUCGGUAUUAAGGAUAUGGCUGGCGUACUAAAGCCUCAAGCCGCCACCAUGUUGAUUGGAGCGAUUCGUAAUAAAUAUCCUGAUCUCCCUAUUCAUGUCCAUACCCAUGACUCUGCUGGUACUGGUGUUGCCUCCAUGGUUGCCUGCGCGAUGGCGGGUGCUGAUGCCGUCGAUGCCGCAACGGACAGCAUGUCUGGGAUGACCUCUCAGCCUAGCGUCGGCGCCAUCUUGGCUUCACUUGAGGCAACCGAAUGUGACCCCAAGCUCAAUAUUCGAAACAUCCGUGCAAUCGAUUCUUAUUGGGCCCAAUUACGUCUGUUGUAUUCGCCAUUUGAGGCAGGGCUGACUGGUCCUGACCCUGAGGUGUAUGAACAUGAAAUCCCGGGUGGCCAACUGACCAACUUGAUCUUCCAAGCUCACCAACUUGGACUUGGUGCCCAAUGGACCGAAACUAAGAAGGCUUACAAACAGGCCAACCAUCUACUGGGUGACAUUGUCAAGGUCACCCCUACAUCUAAGGUCGUUGGUGACCUUGCACAGUUUAUGGUCUCGAACAAGCUGUCUCCUGAAGAUGUGAUUGCUCGUGCUGGCGAGCUUGACUUCCCCGGAUCUGUUCUUGAAUUCCUUGAGGGCCUGAUGGGUCAACCAUACGGUGGAUUCCCUGAACCCCUGCGUUCCAAAGCGCUCCGUGACCGACGCAAGCUGGACAGCCGCCCAGGUCUUCAUCUCCCCCCUCUGGAUCUUGUGAAAAUCAAAGCAGAUCUCAAGGAGAAAUUUGGCAAUGCAACAGAGUGUGAUGUUGCUAGUUUUGCCAUGUACCCGAAGGUCUAUGAAGAAUACCGCAAGUUUGUGACAAAGUACGGCGAUCUUUCUGUUCUGCCAACGAAGUAUUUCCUCUCCAGGCCCGAAAUUGGCGAAGAGUUUUCCGUUGAGCUGGAACAAGGCAAAGUGCUUAUCCUCAAGUUGUUAGCUGUUGGGCCGCUUUCCGAGCAGACUGGCCAAAGAGAGGUGUUUUAUGAAAUGAAUGGAGAAGUCAGACAAGUCACCGUUGAUGAUAUUCUGGCCGCGGUCGAUAACACCAGUCGGCCCAAGGCGGACCCCAACGACAGUAGCCAGGUUGGUGCUCCUAUGAGUGGUGUUGUCGUCGAAAUUCGGGUUCAUGAUGGAUUGGAAGUCAAGAAGGGUGAUCCAAUUGCUGUUCUCAGUGCUAUGAAGAUGGAAAUGGUCAUUUCAGCGCCACAUCACGGGACCAUUUCUGGAUUGUCGGUGAAGGAAGGGGACUCGGUGGAUGGAAUAGACUUGAUCUGUACAAUUCACAAGGUGUAG